AUGGAACAUCGCUUUCCCAAGUUCCAGUAUAAGUGGUCGGAGUAUAAUGUUGGUCUCCUCGAGCAAAAAGAAAUCUGGUCAGAUUUAAAGAAAAUUUGUGCAUCAUCAAGUGGUUAUCUUGCAAGCUUCACAACUGUCGAUGAAUUUGACGCCGUACUCGAUUACAUAAGAAAUAAUUACCCAGGCGGAAUGUAUGUGAUCGGCUUAUCUCGGCAGGCGGAUUUGGAUCGGAAUGUUGAUGCAAACUGGAAGUGGGAAACAGGAGAGGAGUUUCAUUCUUCUAUUCAAUGGGGAGGUCGAGAUCCUGACUUAAACAGUUCCACACAAUGUGCGACUAGGAUCGCAACAAUCACUGGUUUACUCUUUGAUAUUCCUGCUACCACUCUAAAUCCCGCUUUCAGAUCGAAAGGAUACAUUUGUGAAUAUAAUUCACUGUAUUUUCAAUCUUUGAAGAAUCGUGGAGUCACUAUGGAUGCUUCGUACAUGCGAUGUGCGCUGCGGUGUCUGCGACAGACCGAGUGCCAGGGAUUUCAUGUCAAUGAUGCUGGAUGUCAGAUUGAGAAGGAGAUAAAUGAUGACUCUAAAGGUCAUUAUGCGAAAAAGGAGGGAAUAAUUGGGUAGUAUUUGGAAUUAGUAUUCUACCCAAUCAGAUUUUACUUUUCAUAUUUUUAUUAAUUUCUAUCAAAAAUACCAGUCUUGGUUAAAUUGUACCUUAUAUCAAGUGGGCCUCUGCUUUAUAUCAUGUAUUCAGUUUUCAUUUUAAGACAAUUGAAUUUCAACCUUACUGAACAUCAUCAUGACAUGGUGUGCUAGUGUUUUUUUAAUAUAAGUGACUGGGUCUAAAGAGAGAAAUAAAUGAAAUAUUUUAGCAAACAUUGUUUUGGCUUGGCUGAAAAUACAAUGAAAUACAAAAUGAAUUUAUCACAUACAAUUAAACAAUGUAAACUGAAAUAUGUCAAAUUCAAGUCAAUUUUCAACAAAGGAAAUUUAACUGAUUAUUAAAACGGGGGAGGAAAAAUAUCCUACUGUUAUAAACUUUAACAUUUUAGUUUACAGUUUUUUGUUUUAUAGAUUA
Molecule: messenger RNA, 1075 nt
Organism: Anneissia japonica
Lineage: Eukaryota; Metazoa; Echinodermata; Crinoidea; Comatulida; Comatulidae
Exons: 3
Coding region: 1-621 (206 amino acids)
Source: RefSeq, a predicted model, not a curated record